Molecule: messenger RNA, 2739 nt
Organism: Etheostoma cragini (Arkansas darter)
Lineage: Eukaryota; Metazoa; Chordata; Actinopteri; Perciformes; Percidae
Gene: cax1
Product: cation/H+ exchanger protein 1
Exons: 20
Coding region: 126-2519 (797 amino acids)
Biological process (GO): intracellular calcium ion homeostasis; calcium ion transmembrane transport
Cellular component (GO): endomembrane system; membrane
Molecular function (GO): calcium:proton antiporter activity
Source: RefSeq, a predicted model, not a curated record
ACUACCGUGGUGAACAAUCAUGACCCCACGGCAGACUUCAUAAAGAGGGAGGGAACACCGGACGCCCAGAUGAUACAGGACAGGAGCGACACUUGGGGAAUGCUCUUGGGGAAUACACUUGCAAAAUGUCAUACAAAAAGUCUUUGCUGUUGCCAGGUGAUGUGGAGAACUUGCGUCGAAGAUCCGUGGCUGAUUUAGGUAAGCCCUCUGUAGAUCCUGAACAGCAUCACCAUGUUCCACGACGACCGUCCCAAACUGAUUGGCUCUGUGUUGGCCCCCAAUACCCAGAUCUAGGCGCAGUGGAGACGCCCUCCCCAGAUUCUUCUGCCCACUACUUCUGUCACUACACACCCAAAUGUUUCCUCUCCGUCCCCAGAGGAGGACACGCCUCCUCCAGAUCUACUCCGUCUCGGUGUGGAGAAGAGGGUUGGCAUGAAAGCACCACAAAGACCACAAUCCGAGCUGAGAACGAGGUGGAGGCCCAAAGGGAAGCCAACAACUACAAGUUUGGCUUCAGAAAGUGGAAGGGCAAUGUAACGGAGAAGCCCAUUGAAGACCGAUCAGACGUCAUCAAAGGGCUCUACUCUGAUCUCAGCAUUGUUAAGCCUCAAGAAGGCCCAGUGGUCACCUUUGGGAACAUAAUUUACGUAAUUUUAUUUGGAUGGUGGAUAUCUUUAUCCUACUUUAUCAUCUGUCCUGUAAUGUUUCUAACAAUCUUUGGUGCCCCUUAUGGAAAACUUUGUUUCAAGAUGGCAUUGUACUUUAUGUGGCCAUUUGGGAAGUCCAUAGAAAAGGCUGGGGAUGUAGUUAAGAGAUCUGUUGCAAAGCCUCCAAAGUGUGAGGUCAUUCCUGAAGAGAGGGACAGUGAUAACAGUAAGGACCGGGUCAGUGACAAGGACACCAGGCCCCUUCUGAUAUCUACCCCAAUCCCUAUUGAGAUCCCUGUCCCAGAACCAUCAGCUAGAAAAACUUCAAAGCACUGGUGCCGUAUCAGCACUUGUGUUUGGUUGUUGCUGGGUUACCCUGUCUUGGCUGUGGUCCACUCCCUGGCCUGUGUGCUCUCCUGGCUUCUGGUCUUCCCUAUACCUGUAGCCAAGAUGAAUGCUCGCACACUGACCAUUGUCCUCCUCAUGGCGCCAGAGGACAUUCAGGUUCACGGGCUGGAUAAGCAGACACUUGCGUAUGAGACCAGAGUCAUCCUAUGCUGUUACCAAGCUUUCAAUGUGUAUUACUACAAAUACACUGUCCAAGGAAUCAACAUCUUUGCUCUCAACAUGCUUCCCCUGGUAUUAUUCACUCUAAUUGUUGGUUAUACUGACCGUGAACACAAUUUCUGCAGUGCGGAGGCUAAAUUUGCCACAGCCAUCGCUUCCAUCAUUCCUCUAUCCUACUAUAUUGGUAUGGGUAUUGCCAGCAUUUCGGCACAGAGUAACUUUGCAGUAGGAGCGGUGGUGAAUGCGACAUUCGGCUCCAUCACGGAGAUGACGUUCUACAUCACAGCACUGCUGCAGGGACACAAUGCUAAGACCAAAUGUUAUGAAGAGGUGGUUAAAUCAGCACUCACUGGGACCUUGCUCGGGUGUAUACUGUUCGUACCUGGUAUCUGUAUGAUCAUUGGGGGCAUUAAACACCAAGAGCAGCGUUUUAACAGUCGUUCAGCUGGAGUGAGCUCUGCUUUGCUUUUCAUAUCUGUAGGAGGUGUGUUUGCUCCCACCCUAUUCUCCAAGACCUUUGGUAAUCUGAUGUGUGAAAGCUGCACCAAUAUUCCAAGCAAUGCCAGUGUAGCCUUCAUCUGCAAGCAUUGUCACUACGACACGAGUUCAGCUGACCCACAGUUGAUCCUGGCCCACAUUGAGCCCCUUGUGUACACAAUUUCUGUGCUGCUGCCUUCUGCAUACCUGAUUGGCCUCAUCUUCACCCUGAAAACCCAUUCCCACAUCUACGAUAUCCAUAUCAGCGAUGUUCAAGGGGGUCAUGCACACGGUGGUCAGUAUGCACAAGAGGGUACCAGCAACUUUUACCCCACUGGUCAUCAUGUAGUCCACUGGUCACGGUGGAGGGCUCUUGGAGUGCUGAUUGUUUCCACAAUAUUGAUGGCCUGCUGCGCGGACCUCAGCACGGAGAACAUCGAGCCUAUUCUUACCCAUUCCCGCAUCUCUCAGUACUUCAUCGGUGUCACAGUGUUGGCCAUGGUACCAGAGCUUCCUGAAAUUGUCAAUGGGAUCCAAUUUGCACUGCAGAACAACAUCAGCCUGAGUCUUGAAGUGGGCAGUUGCAUUGCUGUGCAGGUCUGCAUGAUUCAGAUCCCACUGCUCGUACUCUUCAAUGCCUUCUAUGAUGUUGGUUUUGUGCUUGUGUUCAGUGAUAUUCAUCUCUGGGCCAGCAUCUUUAGUGUCAUUCUGGUCAACUAUAUCUUCAUGGAUGGAAAAUGUGACUACUUUCAGGGCACUGCUCUGGUGGUGGUCUACCUCAUCCUUUUGGCCCUUUACUUCUUUGCUCCAUCUCCACGUUCUUGUUGAUCUGCUUGCCAAGAAAAAUCCUAUAAAAAUGCAAUAGUCCUUUUUCUUCAGGUUUGUGUUCAGUGCACAAAAACAUGGAAAAAGAUUCUGAUUGAGUUGUGAAAUUUCCUAGCAACGCUGGAAGUGAGUAGCUUCCGUCUGCCUUUUGUCAGUAUGUUACAUUAAAUGGUGUUUUGUGCACUCAAACAAGUUCCCAGGUCUGGCUGUAUUAAACAAAUGU